Molecule: messenger RNA, 1005 nt
Organism: Ornithodoros turicata
Lineage: Eukaryota; Metazoa; Arthropoda; Arachnida; Ixodida; Argasidae
Product: zinc finger BED domain-containing protein 5-like
Exons: 1
Coding region: 1-1005 (334 amino acids)
Source: RefSeq, a predicted model, not a curated record
AUGUCUGGGAAACACAAAGGACUUGUCGCAAGAGCCCAGGAGGUUGAGCCUUCGGUCAGAUGGACCCACUGCAGCAUACACAGUGAGGCGCUUGCGUGCAAGGGCAUGCCCUCAGCGCUGAAGGAUGUCCUCGCACAAGCUGUAAAAAUUGUUAACUUUAUAAAGGCUCGACCACUGAACUCGCGCCUGUUUGCGGGGAUGUGCGAUGAAAUGGGCAGCGAACACAAGCACCUGCUCCUCCAUACAAAGGUGCGCUGGCUUUCCAGAGGGAAAGUCCUUGCUCGCCUGUACGAACUCCGCGAUGAAGCGCAAAUAUUUCUCUUGAACGCAUCGUCGAACCUCAGCGAGCUGUUACUCAACCCGUCUUGGUUGGCAAGCCUUGCAUACCUCAGUGACAUAUUCGAAAGCUUGAACGAACUGAACCUCUCCCUCCAGGGGAAGGCAGUGACGAUAUUCAAGGUGCACGACAAGGUCGAAGCAAUGACCAAGAAGCUCGAUGCGUGGGCCAGCCGUGCAGAGAAGAAGGUAUUUGCUUCGUUCCCGCGACUAUGUCAUUUCCUUGAGUCUUCCGAAGAACAGAUGCCAGAAAGCCUGCAUUCAGCAAUAUUGGACCAUUUGCGGUCUCGGAGGAAAAGACUGUUGGAAUAUUUUCCUCCCCUGCCUCCCACAACAAACUGGAUAAUGAAUUCAUUUCAGGAAAACCUCGAAAACGAUCUGCCGCCAUCGGAGGAAGAUGUGCUUAUUGAACUUUCAUGUGACACAUCGUUGAAGCUGAAGUUCGCGCAAGGCCAUCUUGCCGAUUUUUGGAUCGGAGUGCGGUCCGAACAUCCUGCCUUGUCAGAGAGAGCCCUGAAGCUGCUGCUCCCUUUUCUACAACAUAUCUGUGUGAAGUUGCCUUCUCCGCACUCGUGCACAUCAAGUCCAAGUCGCGGAACAGAAUUGAGGUCGAGCCGGACUUACGACUCCGCCUGUCUUCGAUCGAACCUGACAUCAGUGCCCUUGUAG